This is a messenger RNA of Synchiropus splendidus (mandarinfish), 4479 nucleotides long. It is a transcript of the gene fxr2, whose product is annotated as FMR1 autosomal homolog 2. Gene Ontology annotation, cellular component: dendritic filopodium; growth cone; axon. Gene Ontology annotation, biological process: positive regulation of translation; regulation of dendritic spine development; positive regulation of protein phosphorylation. The transcript is spliced from 17 exons. Gene Ontology annotation, molecular function: protein homodimerization activity; mRNA 3'-UTR binding; translation regulator activity. NCBI's taxonomy places the organism in Eukaryota, Metazoa, Chordata, Actinopteri, Syngnathiformes, Callionymidae. Bases 541 to 2568 code for a protein of 675 amino acids. The record is from RefSeq and is a predicted model, not a curated record.
CAGUCUGAUUCACUCCAUCGGCGUGUGUUGGAUUGGAUCGUAGUUGGAGGAAGCACUCGCCGGGCGUUGAGACACUGUUUUCUGGCUUCUGAAAUUCGUAGCACGGCCUGAACAUACGACGGCGACGACUGCGCCACGCUCACAGGCAACAUAGGGAAACGGCGUCAUCCAAAUGCUCUACAGCAAACGUCCCUUCAAAACAAACGGAAUCAGGUGUUGAUAGCUGGCCUCCUCUGGCGGUAGCAUCAUUAGCUCGCUAUUCUCCGACCAAAGCAGGACAACGGCUCUUCCUAGCUGGCUUCUCCUGUAGACUGCGCCUGCCUUGCUGUUUCUUACGGUCGCCACUACCGCCAGGAACAUCACACCCACCUCUCCCCGGCCCCUUUACCUCUUGCCCCUGCCCCGCCAAACGAAACACUGGAAAUCCACAAGCGGCCGGAGAGCGGCGAGCGGCCGGCGAAGCUGGGGGUGCUACCGGACACGCAGGGAGUCGUCACGGCUGCGGACAAGCACACUUGCCGUGUGGAGCUACCGACGGGUAUGGACGGGCUUGCCGUGGAAGUCCGAGGCUCUAACGGGGCCUUUUACAAGGGUUACCUCAAAGAUGUCCACGACGACUCGCUCACAAUCGUGUUUGAAAACAACUGGCAGCCAGAAAGACAGUUGCCCUUCAGCGACGUGCGGUUGCCUCCUCCGACCGACUUUAACAAGGAGAUUGGAGAAGGAGAGGAAGUGGAGGUUUACUCACGAGCUAACGAACAGGAGCCAUGUGGCUGGUGGCUGGCGAGAGUCAGAAUGAUGAAGGGAGAGUUCUACGUCAUCGAAUACGCAGCGUGCGACGCCACAUACAACGAGAUUGUCACAGCAGACCGCAUCAGACCCCUCAACCCAAACAGCCCAUCCUCUCGAAACUCCUUCCACAAAGUCACUGUUGCAGUUCCAGAAGACCUGAGAGACAUCUGUUUGAACGACAGCAUUCAUAAAGACUUCAGGAAAGCCAUCGGAGCCAACUGCAUUUUCUACAGUGCGCAAACACAUGAGCUCAUCGUGCUGUCCACGAAUGAAACUACAGUCAAGCGUGCCACUCUCCUUAGCGACAUGCAUUUUCGCAGUAUUCGCACCAAACUAAUGCUAAUGUCCCGUAACGAAGAAGCCACCAAACAUCUGGAGACGAGUAAGCAGUUGGCCUCAGCGUACCAGGAGGAGGUCAGAGUCAGGGAGGAUCUGAUGGGGCUCGCCAUUGGCUCUCACGGCGCCAACAUCCAGCAGGCUCGCAAAGUUCCUGGUGUCACUGCCAUUGAGCUUGAGGAGGAGAGCUGUACUUUUAGGAUCUAUGGAGAGACUCCUGAGGCAGUAAAGCAAGCCAGAGAGUAUCUCGAGUUCAAAGAAGACUACUUUCAGGUACCCAGGAACCUUGUAGGCAAAGUCAUCGGCAAGAACGGCAAAGUUAUCCAGGAGAUCGUGGACAAGUCCGGGGUGGUUCGUGUCAGGAUCGAAGGAGACAACGACAAAAAACUUCCUCGGGAGGAGGUAGGCAGGCAGGGGGCAGGCAGGGACGACACUGCCAGCAGCAAAGAGGGCAUGGUUCCAUUCGUCUUUGUGGGAACCAAAGAGAACAUCAGCAACGCUCAAGCGCUGCUGGAGUACCACGUGUCUUACCUGCAGGAAGUGGAGCAGCUGCGCCUGGAGCGCCUCCAGAUUGAUGAGCAGCUUCGUCAGAUUGGCGUUGGCUACCGCACCCCCCCAACCAGACCUGGGGCUCCCGCUGCCGAGAGGGAGAAAGGCUACUUGACAGAUGAGAGCAGUAACUCUCUGCACACCUCUCGCACCUAUGGUGGUCGUGGCAGAGGGCGGCGGGCUUCCAACAGCCAGUACUCUGGAUAUGGGACAAACUCUGAGAUGUCCAAUGCCUCUGAGUCAGAGGAUGCAGCCGAAAGAGAACAGCGUCCUCGAGGAAUUGGCGGUGAAGAAAGAGGAUCCCGGAGGGGGGGCAGGGGCCGCGGCUCCAGUUCUGGACGAGGUCGGGGUGGAACUGCACCCAGGCCUACUAACUCGAUCAGCUCAGUUCUGAGGGACCCAGACAGCAACCCUUACUCUCUGCUGGAGGGAGAGGGUGAGCUCGCAGACGCGGAGGGAGGCGACAGCAUGCAAGGAGAACGUCGCAGACGCUCAAGGCGCCGUCGCAAUGACCAGGAACCUAGUGUGAUCGAUGCCGCUGCCGAGUCAGACAGCCAGGGCGGCCCUAGUGAGAAUGGACUGGAUGAUGAAGGCCGACCUCAGCGUCGCAACCGCAGCCGACGCCGCCGUAACCGUGGCAGUCGCCCCGAGGGAGGCUCAGCCAGCCGUGACAGACAACCAACUGAGACUGUGACUGUCGCUGAUUACAUCUCCCGAGCCGAGUCCCAGAGCAGACAGAACCUGCCCCAGAAGGAGAACCACGCUGGCCAAGAGCCCAAGGAAAAUGGGACCAGCGUCAAGAAGGAAGAGCGAACGCCCUCCAAGCGUUCCCCCAGUAACGGCAUAGCCUCCACCAACGAGACUGUGGCUCUGGUCAACGGGGUCUCAUAAUCGUGCGACCUUGCCCCUAGCAAACGAAGUCUAGAGCAAGACUUGACGGCAAACUGUGUCCCUGCUUGCAUUAAACCUUAAACAGAUGAGUGACAAAAAUACCCGAAACAUUACCUAUGAGAGUGAAAAAGUACAAAAAAACGACUUCUACGUGAAAACACACGGUGUAUGCUAUCCUAUCUAUCAGUACUUAGUGCUUAUUUAAAAAACAACUAGCUUGCCAAAAUAAGAGCUGGUGGAUACGACCUGAUCUUUACUGAAACACACGCAACAGGACUAGACUUUUGUUUUGUUUGUUUUUGAAAUCUUUAUCUGUGUCUCUUUUGUUUUUGUUUUUUUUAUGUUUUGUUCAUUGUUGAUCACUGGUUUGGACUUGGGCGGUCGCUCUCUCAUCCAAACUGUACGGUUAAGAGCGAAAGUGGAGGAGAAGUGGAGAGGUGACGCUUCGGGCGGAGAGUCCAAGAGCUGAUGAUGCGAGUUCGCACACUGAACAGAAGAGAUUGGAAUAUUUCUAGACAUUGUGCCUUGAAUUUGAAGAAAAAACACUUGAGUUUUUCAAAUAUUAUUUUUGGGGAUUCCUGACAGGAAAAGCAGAGGGUGUUUGGUCUCCAUGGAAAGUAAUGAGUGGUGCCAAACACCAAAUUCAAGGCGCUUGUUUUCAUUCCGAGUAGAAUCAACAGCGCUGGGUAGGUCUUUGUUUGGUGGUGUAGUGAGGAUGCGACAAAAACCCGAGGGCCUGUGUCUGUUUCGGGUCUUAGAGGGUCCGGGAUGGAACGGGACGGGCCGCGACAACAAACUUGAACAAGUAAAAUCCGGAGAACUAUACCGUGCCUCUUUCUCUGUGUGGGAGGAGGCAGGCAGGGCUAGCUUCCAGCCACACUAGUGUCUUGAUUUAAAGAAAUAAAUAAAUAUAAAAAAAAAAACAGAAGCAGCAGCAGCACACAAGGGAGACCAUUGCUAUGUGCUGCACAGGGGUGAAGGGAGGGCGAGACCUGCGGAACUGUAGGAUGAAGGACAGCUUCGAAUAAGAUGAGAGCCAGUUGACACACAGGACCGUACACACAGGAGUUAGCAAAAGUCACAAGACACCAAGUAGAUAAAAGAACAAAAUGAGGUCUUUUUAGUUGGCGGUUCUGGUUCUGGUGAGGAACGCCUGUGGCUCUCAGCUCAUGUUGUCACUGUUGUCUUGCUCUCAACUUUCUUCUGUUGCUAUUUCCACAUCCUAGAAGACGAGGAGGAAGACAAGAAAUGUUAAAUAAAAAAUUGAAGUGAAAUUGACUUUCUUCAACCUUGAUUUCUCUUGUCUGGUGCCGAUUACUUUCUCGCCUGCAUGGUGUUUGGGUCGGGUCGUCGGUGUGCAUGAAGAGAGGCCGUCUCUGACUCACAAGCCAUCGUCUGCUGCUGCUAACGUACACGCUGAAUGUCCCACUAACUGGAAGAGAGUACUUGUGAUUUAAGCAUUUCUUCCCCUCCCCUUUAGCUCAUCUGCCCAAGACCAUUGAGUAUUAAAGGGCAAUUCCAUGCAUGCCAUGUGAGCGUCCACAUGACCAAAGGUUUAGAGAUGAUUGGACGAUUCCUGAUGCUGCUGUUUCUGCUCUUGUGUGUUUUUAGAGGACGCUGGAGCACUCGAGUGUUUGUACCUUAAAGGUUUAGUUGCAUGUGAGUGAGUCACCUGUGCGUUUGUUUACCUGGACUGUGUGAGUACUGUAACGCCACCCCUCCCCACUGUCCUGUGUGAGACUGUGUGAGUGUGUGCUGUACAGUCGACUCCUUAAUCUGUCCGAAUUUUGUCUCUGGUUUUUCUCACUCAUGUUCUGAUGGCAAUAAAGGACUUUUCAUUGUUUGGUAGAUAUUUUUCAUUUAUUUUGUCUUUUGGUACACUCCAAUUACUUUUAUGGCAGUUUUUUAAAA